Messenger RNA from Bipolaris sorokiniana ND90Pr, 891 nucleotides. RefSeq lists its product as uncharacterized. NCBI's taxonomy places the organism in Eukaryota, Fungi, Ascomycota, Dothideomycetes, Pleosporales, Pleosporaceae. The coding region runs from base 96 to 674 and encodes 192 amino acids. The transcript has 2 exons. The record is from RefSeq and is a predicted model, not a curated record. Gene Ontology annotation, molecular function: protein-disulfide reductase activity.
CACUCACCAUUCAUCAACUGAAUCAACCCAGUACGACCUGAAGUGCUGCUCUACACCUUGUCAAAACACCAGGAAUCUACGCGACAACAGUCACCAUGCCGGGCAAGAUCAUCGCCGUCACCUCGUCCUCGCACUUCUCCCAGCUUCUCUCGCAAUCUACAUACACCAUCGUAGACUUCUACGCGGACUGGUGCGGGCCAUGUAAAGCCAUUGCGCCUGUCUUCCAGAAUCUGGCAGAGAAGGAGACGAAGCCGGGAAGGAUGCAGUUUGUCAAGGUGGAUGUAGAUAGCCAGCAGGAGAUUGCGAAGAAAUAUGGUGUCAACGCCAUGCCAACCUUUCUGGUAAUCAAGUCCAACUCAGUAGUCGAGACUAUCCGCGGCGCAAAUCCCUCUGCCCUUACAGCCGCCGUGCGCAAAGCUGCUAGCGAUACAUCUGGUUCAGGCGCCGCCUCCACUGCCUUCCAGUCCAAAGGGCGCACGCUUGGGUCAGCUGAGGAACCCAGUCGCCCGGUUGGAGACAGUCCAUUCGCAGGUUUACAACGCAUGUUGAUGGGCAACGGUGGCCUGACCGAUUUGGUAAUCAGAUUUGCAGCCCUGUAUUUCAUCAGUCUAUUCGCGUUUGACGCGUUCAAGGCUGCCGAAGAGAGCCCAUUCAAUGUGAAGACGAAGCGGUAAAUAGGCAGUCAGAGUGUCGAAGUAGGCGUAUAACUGCUUAGCCAAGAUGGGACGAAAGGGCUGUUUGGCGUUGGGACAAGAACAAGGCGUUUGGGAGGUAUACCACUUCAAAUCAGAUCGUCACGCAUAUCGGCAUUACUCUUUGAAGUCUAUGUAGUAAGCUGUGGAGAUAGUUUAACACAAUACAUUGAUAUAUAGAAUGCUUUUACACUCUCCC